Carcharodon carcharias (great white shark) is the source of this 10854-nucleotide messenger RNA. It is a transcript of the gene csmd3b, whose product is annotated as CUB and Sushi multiple domains 3b. The record is from RefSeq and is a predicted model, not a curated record. Gene Ontology annotation, biological process: regulation of dendrite development. NCBI's taxonomy places the organism in Eukaryota, Metazoa, Chordata, Chondrichthyes, Lamniformes, Lamnidae. The transcript has 70 exons. Bases 1 to 10854 code for a protein of 3617 amino acids.
AUGGCCCUGGAAUACCUCUUAGACCUCACGUUGAGUGACCCUUCUUCAUGUUUGAGUUUAAAUAGUGAGUAUAAGAUUGAUUCUGCCCUCAUUGAACAUCCACACAAACCUAGCUUCCGGGAAGAUUCAUUAGGCUCAGAAUCAGAGCUGUGGUUUGGAAGGGAACUUUCAGUCUGCAAUAUUGUUGAUCUAAAUUCUCUUUCUUGUCACCUUUUCGUUACAGGAUUUAUUUAUACUUGUGGAGGGACAUUACAAGGAUUAAAUGGCACAAUAGAAAGUCCUGGCUUCCCAUAUGGCUAUCCAAAUGGUGCAAACUGUACAUGGAUCAUUGUAGCAGAAGAACGCAACAGAAUACAGAUUGUAUUCCAAUCCUUUGCUCUAGAGGAAGAGUAUGAUUAUCUAGCAUUGUAUGAUGGGCAGCCUCAUCCUGCAAACUUUAGGACAAGGUUAACUGGCUUCCAGAUGCCUGCACCUGUAACAAGUACUGGGUCUGUGUUUGCAUUGCGUCUUACAAGUGACUUUGCUGUCAGUGCUCAUGGAUUUAAAUUGUUCUACCAAGAGCUGCAAAGCAGUACUUGUGGAAACCCUGGUGUACCACAUGGAGGCAUUGUUCAUGGCACAAGCUUUGAUGUUGGAGACAAGAUCACAUACUCCUGUGUGAAUGGUUAUAUCCUCGAUGGACAUCCUCAACUCACCUGUUUGGCCAGCUCAGGGAAUACUGCAUCAUGGGAUUUUCCUGUUCCUAUUUGCAAGGCUGAAGAUGGCUGUGGUGGAACCCUGCAAGGAUCCAGUGGCAUUAUUUCCAGCCCAAACUUUCCUGGCGAGUAUUAUAAUAAUGCAGACUGCACCUGGACUAUUGCUGCAGAGCUUGGGGAUACCAUUUCAAUCAUAUUUACAGAUUUUCAGCUUGAAGAAAAAUAUGAUUACUUAGAAAUUGAAGGGUCAGAGCCACCAUCGAUAUGGUUUUCGGGGAUGAAUCUGCCUCCACCUAUUAUCAGCAGCAAGAACUGGCUUAGGCUGCACUUUAUAUCAGACAACAACCACAGACACAGAGGAUUCAGUGCUCAGUACCAAGUGAAAAAGUCCAUAGAUUUUAAAUCUAGAGGAGUUAAAUUGUUCCCAGGGAAAGACAACAGCAACAAGUUUUCUAUCUUUAAUGAGGGAGGAAUAAAGCAACCAUCCAACUCAUGUCCAGAUCCUGGAGAGCCAGAGCAUGGAGAAAGAAUUGGUUCUGAUUUUAGUCUUGGAGCAGCUGUACAAUUUACAUGUGAUGAAGACUUUGUUCUGCAAGGAUCCAAAAGUAUCACAUGCCAGACAAUUGCUGAAGUGUUUGCAGCAUGGAGUGACCACAGGCCAGUGUGCAAAGUUAAAACUUGUGGAGUUAAUCUGCACGGUCCGGCUGGUACCUUUGUGUCCCCCAACUUUCCUUUUCAAUAUGACAGUAAUGCUCAAUGUGUCUGGAUAAUAACAGCAUUAAGCCCCAAUAAGGUAAUCCAGAUUGAUUUUGAAGAAUUUGACUUGGAGAUAGGCUACGACACUCUCACAAUUGGCGACGGAGGAGAAGUUGGUGACCCUACCACUGUGCUGCAUGUGUUGACAGGUAGCUUUGUCCCAGACCUGAUUGUAAGCAAGAGCAAUCAGAUGUGGUUACAUCUGCAAACAGAUGAAAGCAUUGGAUCAAUUGGCUUUAAGAUAAACUACAAAGAAAUUGAUGAAGAGAGUUGUGGUGAUCCUGGAACUCCAUUAUAUGGCAUACGUGAUACAGAUGGAUUUUCCAAUGGGAACAUAUUGAGAUUUCAAUGCCAAUCUGGAUUUGAACUGAUUGGAGAAAAAUCCCUUCUCUGUCAAGACAACAAUCAGUGGUCAGCAAAUGUACCAAUUUGCAUAUUUCCUUGUUUAUCUAACUUCACUGCACCAGUUGGAACAGUACUGUCACCUGACUACCCUGAGGGCUAUAGCAAUAACAUGAACUGUGUCUGGCUAAUUGUUGCAGUCCGGGGGAGUCGGAUUCACCUUUCCUUCAAUGAUUUUGACCUGGAAUCUCAGUUUGACUUCCUUGCGGUUAAAGAUGGGGAAUCAGUUGAUUCACCUCUGCUGGGAACAUUCAGUGGGUCAGAAGUUCCUUCGCAUCUCACCAGCAAUAGUCACAUUCUACGUCUGGAAUUUCAGGCUGAUCACUCCAUGUCUGGUCGAGGAUUUAACAUCACAUACAGUACAUUUGGACACAAUGAGUGCCCUGAUCCUGGCAUUCCCAUUAAUGGUCGACGGUUCGGUGACAAUUUUCAGUUAGGAAGCUCAGUAUCUGUUCUCUGUGAAGAAGGUUUCAUCAAAACCCAAGGGACAGAAACCAUAACGUGCGUUUUAAAAGAUGGAAAGGUCAUGUGGAGUGGCCCCAUUCCGAAAUGUGAAGCUCCUUGUGGUGGCCAUUUUUCUUCUCCUAAUGGAGUAAUCCUGUCACCAGGCUGGCCUGGAUAUUAUAAAGACUCCCAGAAUUGUGAGUGGGUGAUUGAAGCUGAACCAGGACAUUCCAUCAAAAUAACAUUUGAAAGGUUUCAGACUGAAGUCAAUUAUGACGUUCUGGAAAUUCAUGAUGGACCAAAUCUUCUGUCCCCAAUUCUUGGUUCUUUCAAUGGCACACAAGUUCCUCAAUUUCUUUUUAGCAGCACCAACUACCUUUACCUUCUCUUUACAACUGAUAAUAGUCGCUCCAAUAUUGGUUUCAAGAUUCAUUAUGAGAGCGUUACAGUAGAUACGUAUUCCUGCAUGGAUCCUGGGAUCCCAGUGAAUGGCUAUCGUUAUGGGCAAGACUUCUCAAUAGGUUCCACAGUAGCAUUCAGCUGUGAAUCUGGUUACACUAUGAGCCAUGAGGAGCCUCUGAUGUGUGAGAAGAAUCACUGGUGGAAUCAUCCAUUGCCUACUUGUGACGCUCUAUGUGGUGGAGAUAUUCGCGGACCCACUGGCACUAUUUUAUCACCUGGUUACCCUGACUUCUAUCCAAAUUCAUUAAAUUGUACUUGGACUGUGGAGGUUUCUCAUGGUAAAGGUGUACAGUUCACCUUUCACACAUUUCACCUGGAGGAUCAUCAUGACUACUUUCUAAUCACAGAGAAUGGCAGCUUUACUCAGCCUCUAGCACGGCUGACUGGCUCAGAACUUCUUGCACCAAUUAAUGCUGGCCUGUAUGGAAAUUUCAAGGCUCAGCUACGCUUCAUUUCAGACUUUUCAAUAUCAUAUGAAGGAUUUAAUAUUACAUUUUCAGAAUACAACUUGGAGCCCUGUGAAGACCCAGGAAAUCCAACAUUUGGCAAACGUAUAGGGACAUCUUUUGGGAUUGGCGAUUCUCUAACUUUUUCCUGUACUCCUGGUUACCGUCUGGAAGGUGCAUCCCAGAUCACAUGUCUUGGAGGUGGCCGUCGUGUGUGGAGUGCACCUCUGCCAAGGUGUGUGGCUGAAUGUGGGACAUCUAUAACAAGCAACGAGGGAAUUCUGCUGUCCCCCAACUAUCCUUUGAACUAUGAAAACAACCAUGAAUGUGUGUACAGUAUACAGGUGCAAGCAGGCAAAGGGAUUAAUAUUUCAGCCAGAACAUUCCAUUUAGCAGAAGGAGACACUCUUAAGAUAUAUGAUGGAAAAGACAGUUCUGCCCAUCUUCUGGGGGCUUUCUCUGGUACUGGAAUGGUGGGAAUAACUUUGAGCAGUACCUCCAAUCACUUGUGGUUGGAGUUUAAUACAGACUCUGAAGCAACUGAUGAAGGUUUUCAGCUUGUUUACACUGGUUUUGAGCUGUCUCACUGUGAAGAUCCCGGUGUGCCUCAGUUUGGAUACAAAAUCAGUGACCAGGGCCAUUUUGCUGGCAGCACAAUUUCUUAUGGCUGCAAUCCAGGUUACACUCUGCAUGGAAGCAGCAUGCUGAAAUGUAUGACUGGGGAAAGAAGAGCCUGGGAUUACCCUCUUCCAUCAUGCAUUGCUGAAUGUGGAGGUCAGUUCAAAGGUGAAUCAUCUGGAAGGAUCCUGUCCCCUGGUUACCCUUUCCCAUAUGACAAUAAUCUCCGCUGUAUCUGGACAAUCGAAAUGGAUCCAGGAAAUAUUAUCAGCCUUCAGUUUCUUGCUUUUGAUACUGAGGCAUCUCACGAUAUUUUACGAAUGUGGGACGGCCCUCCUGAGAACGAGAUGCUUCUGAAAGAAGUCAGUGGAUCUCUUAUUCCUGACAACAUCCACAGCACCCUCAACCUUAUCACAAUCCAGUUUGAUACUGACUUCUUCAUCAGUAAAUCAGGAUUUGCUGUCCAGUUUUCAAGCUCUGUGGCAACAGCUUGCCGUGACCCUGGUGUACCUAUGAAUGGAAGUCGGAAUGGAGAUGGCAGAGAUCCUGGAGAUACUGUCAUCUUCCAGUGUGAACCUGGCUAUGAGCUUCAGGGAGAAGAGAAAAUUACCUGCAUUCAGGUGGAAAACAGGUACUUCUGGCAGCCCAGCCCUCCUGUUUGCAUCGCACCAUGUGGAGGCAACCUGACAAGUUCUUCAGGAUUUAUUCUUUCGCCAAGCUACCCACAUCCUUAUCCACAUGGCAAAGAGUGUGACUGGACUAUCACAGUUAAUAAUGACUACAUCAUAUCUUUGACAUUCAUAAGUUUCACUAUGGAGCCCAACUAUGACUUCCUUUACCUUUACGAUGGUCCAGACAGUAACAGCCCUCUGAUUGGAAGCUUUCUUGAUAAUAAGCUGCCUGAGCGGAUUGAGAGCAGCUCAAACAACAUGCACUUGGCUUUUCGAAGUGAUGGCUCUGUUAGCUUUUCAGGAUUCCACAUUGAAUACAAAGCAAAACUUCGGGAAUCGUGUUUUGAUCCUGGGAAUGUUAUGAAUGGCACCAGACUGGGAAGUGACUUUAAGCUGGGAUCAACCGUUACAUAUUAUUGCAAUGCAGGAUAUGUGUUGCAAGGUUAUUCAACCCUUACUUGCAUCAUGGGAGAUGAUGGAAGACCUGGAUGGAAUAGAGCUUUGCCCAGCUGUCAUGCUCCAUGCGGAAGUCGAUCCACAGGUUCCGAUGGAACUGUGCUGUCACCAAACUACCCCAGAAAUUAUAGUACAGGACACAAUUGUGUUUAUUCUAUCACUGUCUCCAGAGAGUUUGUGGUGUUUGGCCAGUUUGUGUUUUUCCAGACUGCCCUGCAUGAUGUCGUUGAUAUAUACGAUGGACCUACCCAGCAAGCUUCACUGUUGACUUCACUGUCAGGGUCACAUUCAGGAGAAUCCCUCCCUUUAAGUUCAGGUAACCAGAUCACAAUCAAGUUUAUCACAGUUGGUCCAAUAACAGCCAAAGGAUUUCAUUUUGUUUAUCAAGCUGUGCCAAGGACCAGUGCAACCCAGUGCAGCUCUGUACCUGAGCCAAGGUUUGGGAAAAGAGUUGGGAAUGAUUUUGCAGUUGGCUCUGUGGUUCUCUUUGAAUGCAAUCCUGGCUACGUUCUUUCUGGUUCACCAGGGAUUAGAUGUGCAUCAGUACCAAAUGCCUUAGCUCAAUGGAACGACUCUCUGCCCACAUGCAUUGUGCCCUGUGGUGGAAUUUUAACAAAGCGCAGAGGGAGCAUUCUGUCUCCAAGUUAUCCUGAACCAUAUGACAACAAUUUGAACUGUAUCUGGAAAAUCGUGGUGCCAGAAGGUGCUGGUAUACAAGUUCAAGUAAUAAGCUUUGCAACUGAGCAUAACUGGGAUUCAUUGGAUUUCUUUGAUGGAGGUGAUAUGAAUGCUCCAAGACUUGGGAGCUUUUCAGGCACUACAAUUCCAGCAUUCCUAAACAGCACAUCUAAUAAUCUGUACCUCAACUUUCAAUCAGACAUCAGUAUUUCGGCUGCUGGCUUUCACCUAGAAUACACAGCCAUAGGAUUGGAUUCCUGCACAGAACCACUUACUCCCAGCAAUGGAAUCAAAAAUGGAGACAGGUACUUGGUUGGAGAUGUACUAUCAUUUCAAUGUGAUCGAGGAUACUCUCUUCAGGGACAUUCCUAUAUAACAUGUAUGCCAGGACCAGUACGGAGAUGGAAUUAUCCUAUUCCCAUGUGUAUAGCCCAGUGUGGUGGUUCUCUGACUGACUUCAGUGGAGUCAUUCUUAGCCCUGGGUUUCCUGGAAACUACCCAAGUAGCUUGGACUGCACUUGGACCAUAACACUGCCUAUUGGCUUUGGCGUGCAUUUGCAGUUUGUCAAUUUUUCCACGGAAACAAUCCAUGACUACAUAGAAGUGCGGAGUGGGUCUGCAGCAACUGGGACAGUAAUUGGUAGAUUUAGUGGUCCUCAGGUGCCAGCACCACUUUUCAGUACAACUCACGAAACAACCCUGUACUUUCACAGUGAUUAUUCCCAAAAUAAGCAAGGCUUCCGCAGCAUAUAUCAAGCUUACCAACUGCAAAGUUGUCCUGAUCCUCGCCCAUUUCGAAAUGGUUUUGUUAUUGGAUACGAUUUAUCAGUGGGACGGACCAUCUCGUUUGAAUGUUUUGCUGGCUACACUUUAAUUGGAGAGGCAGCACUUACUUGCCUGCAUGGCAUAAGUCGUAACUGGAACCACCCUAUACCGAGAUGUGAAGCUCUCUGUGGAGGUAAUAUUACUGCACUAAAUGGCACUAUCUACUCUCCUGGGUACCCUGAUGAGUACCCUAACUUUCAGGACUGCCUUUGGAUUGUUAAAGUACCUCCAGGCAAUGGAAUCUACAUCAACUUUACUGUCUUACAGACGGAACCUAUAUAUGACUUCAUUACUGUGUGGGAUGGGCCAGAGCAGACUGCUCCUCAGAUUGGACAAUUUAGUGGAAAUACAGCACUGGAGUCAGUCUACAGUACAUCAAACCAGAUCUUAAUCAAAUUCCACAGUGAUUUCACUACAGGCGGCACCUUCAUCCUCAGCUACCAUGCCUAUCAAUUACGAAUCUGCCAACCUCCACCUGCAAUGCUGACUGGGCAAAAUCUGACAGAGGAUGAGGAGUUUGAGAUAGGAGACCUCAUAAGGUUCCAUUGUUUACCAGGAUUCACUCUGAUUGGUAAGGAAAUUCUUACUUGUCGACUAGGAGAACGUUUGCAAAUGGAUGCUGUUCCUCCAUCUUGUGAAGUGCUGUGCCCAGUUAAUGAGAUGCGAACUGACUCGACAGGUGUCAUAUUGAGUCCUGGUUACCCAGACAGCUACCCUAACUUCCAGACCUGUGCUUGGAGCAUUAUUGUGGAAAAGGGUUACAACAUCACCUUAUUCUUCGAGUUUUUCCAGACUGAGAAAGAGUUUGAUGAGCUAGAGGUUUUUGAUGGUCCAAACAGCCAUAGCCCGUUGCUGAACUCCUUCAGUGGAGACUAUUCUUCACCUUUCAAUAUCACUAGCAACAGCCACCAACUUUUCCUUCGCUGGUCAGCUGAUCACGGUACUAACAAAAAAGGCUUUCGCAUCCGAUAUGUUGCCUAUUACUGCAGCACUCCAGAAUCUCCUCCCCAUGGUCUAAUACUCAGGCAAACAGGAGGACAGCUCAACAGUGUUGUUCGCUGGGCAUGUGAGCGAGGCUACAGACUUAUUGGAAAUAACACUGCUAUGUGCAGGAAAUCACCAUAUGGAUUUUACACUUGGAAUGUACCUGUCCCAGCCUGUCAAGCAAUAUCUUGUGGUGUGCCAAAAGCAUCAGUGAAUGGAGGAGUGUUUGCAACUGAUUACUCAGUAAACACGCGUGUUAGCUACUUUUGCAACGAUGGCUAUCGACUUUCAUCAAAGGAGCAGUCCACUGCCAUGUGCCAACAGGAAGGUGUGUGGAGCAAUCAGAAUCGUCCACCACGUUGUUUGGUGAUGACAUGCCCCAGCAUCAGUUCUUUCACUUUGGAGCACGGGAGUUGGCGAGUGGUGAAUGGUUCACAUUAUGAGUUUAGAACAAAAGUUGUCUUCACCUGUGAUCCUGGCUACUAUCGACUUGGACCAACUACCAUCAAAUGUUUGGCUAAUGGAACUUGGAGCUGGGGGAGAGAAAGACCACACUGUCAAAUUAUUUCUUGUGGAGAACUAGGACAUCCUCCUAAUGGGAAAAAGAUUGGAACUCAAACUACCUUUGGAGCGACAGCCAUCUUGACCUGUGAUGCAGGCUACAUAUUAGUUGGCUCAACUGUCAGAGAAUGCCUGGCAUCUGGGCUUUGGAGUGGAACUGAAACUAGAUGCCUAGCUGGACACUGUGGAGUUCCAGAUCCAAUAGUGAAUGGUCAAGUGGUUGGAGAGAAUUAUGGUUACAGAGAUACAGUGGUUUACCAAUGUAAUCCUGGGUUUCGUCUAAUUGGUUCAUCUGUAAGGAUAUGUCAACAGGAUCACAACUGGUCUGGCCAACUGCCAAUCUGUGUGCCAAUCAGCUGUGGUCAUCCUGGAAAUCCAAUUUACGGGAAAACCUCUGGAAGUGGUUUCAAUCUCAACGAUGUUGUAACAUUUUCUUGCAACGCUGGAUACAUGAUGGAUGGGACAGCUAGGGCCCAGUGUCAGGCAAACAGACAAUGGAGCCAAUCUGUACCAACAUGCAGAGUGGUAAACUGCUCUGAUCCUGGAAUUCCUGCAAAUUCCAUCCGGGAAAGUAAGAACGAAUAUGGAAACUUCACCUUUGGUUCAAUGGUAUUCUAUGACUGCAACCCUGGAUAUUUUUUGUUUGGAUCUUCUGUUCUUUCUUGCCAGUCUAAUGGGUACUGGGAUAAGCCGCUGCCUGAAUGCACAUUGGUUGACUGUGGCCAUCCUGGCAUUCCUCCAAAUGCAAUUUUGUCUGGUGAUAAAUACACAUUUGGAGCAACUAUUCACUAUUCCUGUGUUGGCAAACAGCUGCUUAUUGGCCCAUCAAUGCGUACCUGCCAGAUGAAUGGACACUGGAGUGACUCCAUGCCUCACUGUUCUGGAGAUACAGUUGGAAUGUGUGGGGACCCUGGUUCUCCAGCACAUGGUUUGAGAGAAAAGAGUGAAUUCUGGAUUAAGGGCAUCGUGCGCUUUUCUUGUCUGACAGGGUAUAGUUUGCAUGGUUCCGCUGAUAGGAUUUGUCUUCCCAAUGGCACCUGGUCAGGGAAGCAGCCCGAGUGUAAGGCUGUUAAUUGUGGCAACCCUGGGACACCGGCUAAUGGUAAAGUGUUUCGCAUUGAUGGAACAUCAUAUUCCAACUCAGUAACAUAUUCGUGUCUGGAAGGAUACUUACUCUCUGGUUCAGCUACAAGACAGUGUACAGUAAAUGGGACAUGGUCAGGCAAUGUACCCAAUUGUACAAUAAUCACCUGUGGAGAUCCUGGGAUAUCGGCAAAUGGGAUAAGACUAGGGGAUGAUUUUGCAGUAGGGAAAAAUGUCACGCAUAUGUGCCAGCCAGGGUAUACAAUGGGCUCUGAGGCUUCCAGGGUCCGUUCCUGCAACAGCAAUGGCACAUGGAGUGGCUCAACGCCAUUAUGUAGAGCCGUGGUAUGUUUAGCACCACCACAAAUUUCAAAUGGGAAAAUGGAAGGAACAAACUUUGACUGGGGAUCAAGCAUCAGCUAUAGCUGUUCUCCGGGAUAUGAGUUGUCCUUUCCCGCAAUUCUCAGCUGCGUGGGAAAUGGAACAUGGAUGGGAGAAGUGCCUCAGUGUUUGCCAAAAUUUUGUGGAGACCCUGGGGUGCCAGCACAAGGCAGAAGAGAAGGAAAGAGCUUCAUCUACCAAUCAGAGGUUUCAUUUAGCUGCAAUUCCCCUUUGAUCCUGGUGGGUUCAAGCACCAGAAUUUGCCAGGCUGAUGGGGCUUGGAGUGGCUCGCAACCUCGCUGCAUAGAGCCUUCACAUACGGCAUGUGAAAACCCAGGAACACCAUUGCAUGGAACACAAAAUAAUACAUUUGGUUAUAUGGUGGGAAGCGUAGUGCAGUUUCAUUGCAAGAAGGGGCAUUUACUGCAAGGAUCCACCACUCGGAUUUGCCUUCCUGACCUCACCUGGAGUGGAAUUCAACCAGAAUGCAUACCGCACAACUGCAAGCAACCGGAGACACCUGCACAUACCAAUGUAGUUGGGAUGGAUCUUCCUUCACUGGGUUAUGUAUUACUGUACACCUGCCAACCUGGAUUCUUCUUAGCUGGAGGAUCAGAACACAGAGCAUGCAGGUCUGAUGGAACAUGGACAGGAAAAUCACCCAUCUGUCAUGCUGGUUCAAAGAGAUCAGAGAAGAGCAACAGACCUUCAAUUGGAACCCCAAGCCCUAAACUAAAUGUUCCAGAUGAUGUUUUUGCCCCAUAUUAUAUUUGGAAGGGGUCUUAUAAUUACAAAGGAAAGAAGCAGCCCAUGACAUUGACCGUGACUAGUUAUAACACUUCAACAAGCAGAGUAAAUGCCACUCUCACAAACAGUGAUAUGGAGUUACAGCUUUCAGGUAUUUACAAAAGCCAGGAAGCACGUCUAAUGCUUCUAAUGUACCAUGUGAAAGCACCUGCCCAAGCUUCUAUAGGCAAGAUCAAAGAUGAAUGGGCUAUGGAUGGUUAUGUUUCUGCUGAGCCUGAUGGUGCGACAUACGUCUUUCAAGGAUUUAUACAGGGUGAAGAUUAUGGACAAUUUGGAGUACAGAGACUAGGUCUGAACUCAACUCACGGCUCAAAUUCUCCCAAUCCACCACACGGUACUAACAGUAGCUCUGUGGCCAUCGCCAUCCUUGUGCCUUUUUUUGCUCUUAUAUUUGCAGGAUUUGGGUUUUACCUUUAUAAACAAAGGACUGCACCCAAGACACAGUAUACUGGCUGCUCUGUACAUGAAAACAAUAAUGGUCAAGCAGCUUUUGAAAACCCAAUGUAUGACACAAAUGCAAAGUCAGCAGAAGGCAAGGCAGUUCGAUUUGACCCCAAUCUCAACACAGUCUGUACAAUGGUAUAA